UGCCUCAGUGGUUUGUUUUAGUAGUGAGACGAAGUUGGCCGAAGCCGCGCGAGUUUUUGAUACGUACGGAAAACGGAAACAAGUCAACAAAAGAAAACGCAUAGCAAAAAUUUAUUUUGCUGUCAUUUAAAUGUUUUGUUUUGCGGAAAUGCAGUGAAGUAGUUAAAGCUAGAGCAAGAAAAGAAGUAAAAUAAAAACGAAGAAGGAAAAGAAUAUAGCAAUUGUGGAAUAAUAAUUUGUGUGAUUUAAAAUUGUUUAUUUGUGAAUAAAAAGGGAGAAUACCAGAAAGAAAAUAAAAGUCAGAAAGUGCAAAAUUAUUCCAGGCGAAAAUUGAUUUUUCCCCAAGAGAGAAAAAGAGAUUCUUUUUUAUGUGCGUGUGUGUGUGAGUGUUGCUGACUUAAACGGCAAAGGAGAGGAAGAAUAACAUCUACGAAAAGGCUUUUGCAGUGGCAGCAUAACAUUGACACCCGAAAAAAGGAAAACAGCAACAACAAAAAAGGAAGACACAUCUCAUGCGUCUCAAUCACAAAACCAAAGAGGAAUAACAAAUUACAAAAAACAAGGUAAAUUCAAUUGAUCCUUGUUGAAAAAAUCUGUUUUUUAGACAAGAUUUAUGUGGCUACAAUCAGGGUCUCGAAAAUAGCUGCGAUUCUAGAUCAAUAGAUCUGAAUAUGACUUUGAACUACUAACUUAAUUGGUCAUCAGAUUUUAGAUCAAAAACUCUCCAAAACCACCCCCCGAACAAUGUGUAUGAAUUGAUCGCACCUCCAAAGGAAAAAAACCUUCCAACUUUUUUUUCUCUCAACACAAUUCACACAACAACAACAACAACUACAGUCGCAACAUGUCUGCCAUACUUUUCACCCAGGACGAACGUGAUUGUCACAGCCUGGACUCAAAACAUCUUCUUAGCGAUGCAACCGCAUCCUCCGAUCUAGGCCACUACGGCCAUGAAAGUCUUAAAUUGAACAAUUCCUGUGCGGCCAUCUACGAGGAUAUAUUGGGCAAUAAAAUGAAUGGCCUACAACUGCAUGGCAGCCUCGAUGUGGACAAUGAGGACGCCGAUGUGGAUGCUGAUGCCGCUUCGCUGCUCAACAAUCCGCACCACAACUAUUGCGAUGGAAGUGACAGUGGCGUUGAAAUUGCCAGCAAUGUUAAUGUCACUCUACAGAGGGCUCUGAGCAGCCAAAGUGGUGGCUAUGCCAGCAGCCAGGGUGGCCUAGAUGAACCGGUCGGUGUCAAUUUGUCUUGCAACUCGAGUAUGAUCAGCUGCAGUUCCGACAUCUACGACACAAUGAAACAGGGCCACGGUGUCAUGGUGGCGUCCACAAUGACGACGACGACGACCGCAACGACAAACGUGAAUGGCCGUUCCUCGUUGAACAGCUACGAGUGUUGCAGUGAGAACGGCAGUGAGAGUAGUUCGGUGGCUGGUCCCACCAGUAUGGCAGUGCGCCGUGUGCCUAAUCACAAUAACGUCAAGAAGAAAGUGGCCAUGUUUGAGCCGUCGAUGCACGAAAGUCUGUCCAUGAAGGGUUCGGCGAAAUCUGCCCCAAAGGAAGCAUCAGUAAAUUCGCCCAGUGCCAAUGCCGCAACUCCCUCGAAAACCCGUUCCAGUGGUUUGAAAAGAGCCGUCUCCUUGCCACGCCCCAGCCAGGGCACCAGCCAACAGAUGAGGGAUCGUCUGAAUGACAAAGUCCACAACACAUCGAAGACAAGCAAUUCCAGUUGUUUGACGCCCUAUCGUCAAACCGCCAACAGCAGCAGCAGCAACAACAAUGGUCAGUCACGCACACCUACUCCAGCAACAAAGCCUCAAAAACCCGACACUCUACCCAGCCAGUUAAGUCGUACUACCUCGAUGAGUAUGCAGCGUUUGAUCCAGCGUACACCCUCUCUGAGUAGGGCCCGUACACCCUGCACUCCAGAUGAUGGUCGUUGGCCCGGAGUGGGUUCGACCCGUGCCAAUCAAAGCAGACGUGGUUUGUCUGUAACUCCCGAUUUGGGUUCCCUGAAAAUGCGUUCCAGCAUGAUGGCCAGUAUGGAAAUAAAAUCAAGUGCCUCCAGUCCCUACAGUACCAUGCCGCGGAGACGUAAACAAAAAUCGGUGGAGGAUCUGACUGGACGCAAUUCAAGAAGCAGUUCCAUUACCCGUGAAUCUCGUAUGACAUCUUCGGUCAUUAUGACCUCCAGGAAGAGUCUCUCUACCACGGCCUAUUCCAAUAGCAGUACUCCAACACAAAAUAAAUCCAUGUCGGCUUCCCUGACCCUGGCCAAGCAGACGGCCUCCAAGAAACUUCAACAGCCAGUAUGUAAGACCAGAAUUUAUCAUGAAAUAGCUUCGCAGACAGCAUUGACAAGUGCAGAUUUGGAAAAGGCUUUUGCCGGAGUGGCAUCCACAACACGCCCGGUGGAGAGUGUUGAACAAAAUCAUCAGGGAAGUCAAGUCGACAUAAGAGAUCAAGAACUGGAACGACUCCGAGAUGAGGUACGCCAUUUUGCACAACGUGAACAGGAGUUGAGCUCCAAACUCAAGCGAGAACGUGAUGAGAAACUUGCCAUGCAAAGGGAACUGCAUCUGAAUACCGAGAGAGUUAUGGGCCUUCUAAAUUUGGCUCGAGUUGCCGGCAAUGGUAAGAUGUUAGAUGUCAGUACGCCCACCUCAGAUGAGGGUGAGAACAACCAGGAUAGCUUGCUUAUGUUGGAAUCGCAAAUUCAAUUGAGCGGCCAUGAGCUACUGGAACGCCAACAGGAAGUGGGUCAGCUACGCAAAUUGUGUCGAUCCCUCCAAGCCGAAAUGGAACGUUCCAUAAUGCAACAGGAAUUUUUGCUGCAAGAAAAGACAGCCCUGGAACAGGAGUCGAAUGAACUGCAAGAUUUCCUACAACAUGAAAAGGCGGCCAUGUGUGAUGCCCUCAAGGAUUUAGAAAAUGAAUAUCAGCAAUGCAAACAACAGAUGGCCAGUAAGGAUGAAGAGAUAAAGGUUUUACGCGAUGAGUGUCGUCAUUUGGUGCGACUCAAUGAGCAAAGAAGACAAGAAAAUCGCAUGCUCCAAACCAAAUACGCAGCCAUGGAGUCCAAGUCCAAAGAACUGGCCAUGCAACAAAAUGCUUCCGUUUCCGGCGCAACAGCGGCUUUAUCCGGUCUACAUGCUCGUCUAGAUAAUUUAGUCGAACAAUUAGUAUUUUCCUAUAAUAUAUCCGAACAGGAUUUGGAGGAUAUUGGCUUCCAAGCCGAUGCCCAAACGAAUGUGAGUGCCAGCGGUGAACCCUCAUUGGAUUUGGAAUCAAGUUCUCUGAAACUAACGCUCAACGGUCACGAUGUCAUCCAACAUCCCCAAACGCUGCAAUUUGCACAAGCACCCAAUUCACAAUUCCAAUUGAAUUCGGCCAGUGAUGGUUCCUUGUCCCCGCAGAGGAAUCAAUCCUUUAUUGCGGCUGUCAUCAGUGCCAUACGAAAUGCCACAACCCAUUCGGGUAAACGUCUGUUGGUGAGACAAAAUAAACGUCACAGUACAGCGUCAUCACAUCACAAUAUGAAUGGUCAUAAUAAUAACAACAACAGCAGCAACAGUCAACAGUCCCAACAGCAACAGCAUCAUCCACAUGGCGAUCAUAAUGGUGACGAUUCAGAUUCCACAGAAAUGUUGGAUUCCGAAACGGAACCCUGCCUAAUGAUGGACAAUGUGCUGGAGGAUGUCAAUAUGCCCGACUCACAUUCACACAAUAUGGUUUCCUCUUGUACGGGCAUGAUAUCACAAAUCGAUAUACCCUCGGAAUUGAUGAACAUUAGCACCACCGGCGAUGAUUCGCUGCACAAUUUGUCGCAGGCCAUUGUCAAUCGCCAGAAUAUGGAGUCACAAGUCAGUGCUCUGAGCGGUAGUAAUAAAAUGAACCUGCAGCUUAAUGAUAACAGUUGCACCGAAGAACUUAGUUGCCAUGAUUCCGUUGCCGAAAUGCCUUCAUUGGUUGAAUAUUCAGCUACCCAGGCUGUGGUCGAUCAAGUGAUUGAAGUGGAUAAUUUAAUAACGAAAUUGUUGAAGGUCCUGCGCCUCAUACAAUUGGACAAUGACAAUUGCAUACAGCAAUUGAUUGUGGAUAAAAAUAAACUACAACAAAGCAAAGAAGACAUGCUGGAGAAAAUCAAAGAUCUACAAGAUGUCAAUGUCAAACUGCAGGACGAACUGAUGGAUGCCACCCAGGAAUUGAUGUUGAAGAACAAUGAUCUAUCCAAUACCAAAGCUGAAAUUCAACGUCAUCGUAAUGAGAUCGAUCGUCUAACCGAGGAUAUUUGCAAUCUGAGCACGCUGUGCAUAAACUAUCGCAAGCUAUCGCCGAGCACGGAAAUGCCACCAUUUUCGGGUUUGAAUCUGAAUUUGAGUAGUGAAAUUGUCGAUAAUCAGGAUGAUAUUGGCGGAAUUUUAAAUCUUCUGAAAAUGUGGCAAUCUGAUGGGCAGUUGAAGGAUAAUCGAGUUCAGCAGUUUAUGCGAAAUAUUCUGCAAAUAAAUCUAACAAAUCAAAAUCUUAGCAAUGACAGCCUAAACGAACGCCUGCGCAUCUAUGCCAAUCAAUUGGAGAAUAUUUCCAAGCUGUUGGACACCAGUUCGCCUCAAUUAAUCAGUGAAAAUCCUGAGCUACAACAGCUGCGCAAAGAUCUCGAAGCCGUGAAGAUCAACGCCAACUGGACCCAACUGCUGGCGGGAAACAGCGAUACACAGCAUCUGCAGCACGAACAAAAUCACCAGCAAAAGACGCAUCAUCACUGUGAAGAUAUAAAUGCCAAUUAAGAAUUAGAAAACCAAAAUUAGAGAAAAAAUUGCAAAUUAAAAACAAACAAAAAAACACAAAUAUUUUACAUACAUUUUACGUCCAAUGAAUUUAUUAAAAUUUAAUGAAAAUAAAAACAACCCAAGAGCAACUCUCAAAGACAUCCAAAAUUAAAUUAUAAAUAAAUAAAUAAAAUUUACAGUAUUUUUUAGCUUUUAACAAACUUCCCAGAAAAAAGAAACAAAAGCGAUAGAACGGAUUGGAAGAAGGACCCUUUGUAUAUGUAAAUAUAAAUAAAAAAAUAUGCAUAUAUACAUAUAUAUAUUUAUAUAUUAUAUUAGCUAAGUAUGAUUGAUUAUUUGAAGAGAAAAAGAAAUUGUGAAUAUGAAUUUGAUGAAGAUUAAGCAAAAAUACAUUGAACCUAAUUGAAGUUAUUAGAAAACAACAAUUAAAACAAAUUCAUAAAUCAACAAAUUGCCAUAGCCACACAAUAGAGUAGAGCAACAAAAUACAUGAACGUUAGGGUGUUUCGAAAUUAGUAUUUAUAAAAAAAAAUAUUGAUUGGAUCCUCUGAAAUGGCACGGAAAUCGAUGAGAACGUUAGAAAUUGUUUGUAAAAUUUAAAUCAGAAAUCAAAUAUUCCCUUAAAUGGAGAAACAUUUAUUGCAGCAUUUCCUUAACCAGGAUUCCCAGAUUCUCAGGAUUAAUUUGAUGAAUUAGGAUGAGAAUUACUUACCACACUUAACAUGAGUUAAAAGUUAAAAAUUCAAAAUUAUUUGGGAAUUGAACUCAUCCACCUCCUAUGAAUUCGCAUAAACAGACAAAAUGGGUAAAUCCAUUUUCAAACUCAAAAUUAAUUCAAAUUUCAAUCAACACACAAAACAAUGCUCUUCGCCCAGGUGGAAAGAUGGGUUUUAAGUUGAUCGGUUCAUUUGGAAAAGUCCACUUUAAUUCCAAACUAGGCUCCUAUAAUCGACAAUCCUAUAGACAUCAGUCAAAAUUAUAACCAAGAUGACAGAUCAUGGAUAAGAGAUGAAAGCACGAACAUAAUAGUAAACAUUAAGGAACCACUAAGACAUGUCUGACGGAACUGUCAUGGGGUAAGCGAAAAUUAGAAAUAUUGGUUGUUGUUGUUUUAGCAGUGAUUACGUGAUCCAUCGUUUAUAGACUGAUUAAUCCGGUUCUUCAUCGAUGUCUACAGACCGACCUAUAGCUUUAUAAGAGGUCAACAAGGUUUAAUUAUCCGCACCCCAAGUGGUGCCGGCUAACGCUUGAGGACCUUGUUCCUACCUUUCAGUUUAUCGCAGAUAGCUGUGGCUUACGCGGAAGACUUGUGCAUGCUAUCGAAUGUGACCCCAAGGAUUUUGGGUAGUUAGUGGUCGGAAUUUUGUGCCCGUCGACUUGCACAUUCACAAUCCAUGUGGUAAAUAGUGUGGCCGUUGAUUUAGUGGCGGAUAUUUUCAUAUUCCUCUCAUGGAACAAGGCGGCAAGUUCCGCGAGAUAACGUUUCACCCUGACACAUAUGUCAUCAACUACAGAACCCGACGCCAUGAUCGUACAGUCAUCCGCAUAUGUUACGAUUUCCAUGCGUCUGGAGGGAGCGGAAUACCGGAAAGGUGGAGGUUAAACAGUUCCGGAGAUAUCACCCCACCUUGGAGAAUUUCCCGUUUCACUCUACGGAGCUUAGACUUCUUGUUCCGGAAUUUCACGUACGACUGGCGUCCACACAUAUAAUUGACUACCCAACGUUUCAAACUUGGCUGGAGGGUAGUACUCUCAACGUCCUCGAACAGCGUGGCAUAGUUUACCGUAUCAAAGGCCUUUGAUACAUUAAGAGCCACCACUACUGUUCUAUGUCACGACCUGUUUUGGUUAAGUCCUCGACUGGUAUGUGUGGAUAUGACGUGCAAUUCUGUUGUGAUACUAUGUAGAGGACGGAAAGCGUGUUGAUGGUUAGAAACUGAAUAGCUUCCUCUGAUUCUGGGGAGGAGUAAGGCCUCGAGAGUGUUUGCUACUGGCGACAAAAGCGAAAUUCGCCAGUAUGAUCCGCCUUUGCUAGCAUCCUUGUCUGGCUUCAGUAGCGGGACCGCCCUAACCAUUUUCCAGGCUUCGGGAACUAUGUGGGUGGCUAACGACAAGUUAAGGACUUUGUUUAGAUACUCAACUCCAGUUGCUUCAACAUUCCCAUUGAUAUUCCGUCCGGGCCCAACGCUUUAGAUGACUUAGCGUUUCGGAUGACAUUCGCAAAAUCACCAAUCGUAAACUGUGGUGGUGCAUCCUCGGCUGGAAGAGCCGAGGUUAAAACUUAAAUCGUGACAUAUGCGUGAAAGUACAACACUGUUACCAGCCAGCCAGCUUCUGACUGGCUGAUAUAUUGAUUUUGAAGGAUUGAUAUCCAAUCUUGACAUUUUUACUAGUUUAUAGUUCCCGUACAUUAUGGGCAAAGCAGUUCGUUUUAUACCCUCAGACAUAUGGCUAGACAGGGUAUAUGUCAUUUGAUACGGCCAAAACGUGCCUCAUCGAAAUAACGGUUUUAGACCCUAGGUCUCUUUGGACCAAAUCCGUUCUAGGAUAUUUGGAGUCGAUCUAGCGAUAUCCGUCCAUCCGUCUGUCUGUCUGGAUUGUGGCCUCGAUAACUCUCGAAGGCAGAAGCCGAUUUGAUUAAAACUUGGUACAUCGCAAUAUUAUUAUUACACUUAGAUCGAAAUCAGAGAUGCACAAUAUCGGCCCCUCUUUCUGGUACAUCCCCCUCAAAAGAGGGGGGGGGGAUAUCUCAAUAUAAAGUGAAGGAAGUAUACGAUAUAGUCCGAACCUGCUACUUUGCAAUGUUUAUAUCAUAUUGGUUUAGAUCCGAUACGAAAUGGACAAUAUCGAACCAUUCCUUCGGAAUCUACUGCAUAGAGGGUCAACAGUUUGAUUUCUGUUAAAUUAUAUUUAAAUAGUCGAAUAUUGGAUGAGGGUAUAUAUCUAUCGGCAAAACCGAACGAUACUUUUUAACUUGUUUUAUUUAGAUAUUAAAAUUUUUUCAAUAUUUUCGAAACACCCUAAUAUCCGUCAUAACAAAUAUGAAUAAUGAAUUUAAGUUUAAAAACCAAAUAACCAAACUAACAGCCAUUAACAUAAAAUUGUUUGCCAAAAUUAAGAAUUUCCCUCUUUAAAAGAGGCACAGACGUGUUAUUGACACUUAGGUUUAUUUUUGAUAGGUAACAGCACAGCUUAGCAGAACCCACUUGGAAUGGGUUUAUGAUAUUUUUUUCUAAAAAAUAUUUAGAGUUAUAUUAAAUUUACAAAUAAUUAAUUUUUGGAAUCGAUUUGUAGAAUGGUUUUAAUUUUGCAACUUAUGUUCUUAAGCGUAAUUGUAGUAUUUUGCUGGCAAAUUAAUUGGUCAAAACACAAAACUGAAUAUCAAAGUAUCUUCUAGAAACUCUACACUCUAUACAAUACUCAAAACUAUACAAUUUAUAUAUUUAUGUUACAUUUCAACUGAACUGUUCCCAGAAAAACAAAAGUAUUUCUUCAAACGUUAUUUAGCCGUAGUUUUAUGUUCUAAGUAGUUAUUUGAAAUUGGAUUUUGUAAGUUAAGACUACAGCAGCAAGCAAAACACCCCACUACACAAAUUAAAUGGCUCAAGUUUUUAUUGAAUUUGAAAAAUAAUCGAAAUUUAUUAGAUGAAACUAAAUGCAAUUACAAAAAUAAAGCACAUCCUUUUUUUGAUUUUAGCUAUUCGAGGAGUUGUGAUUUGAAA
Musca domestica (house fly) is the source of this 8511-nucleotide messenger RNA. RefSeq names its product golgin subfamily B member 1 (gene corn). NCBI's taxonomy places the organism in Eukaryota, Metazoa, Arthropoda, Insecta, Diptera, Muscidae. The transcript has 11 exons. Bases 845 to 4786 code for a protein of 1313 amino acids. The record is from RefSeq and is a predicted model, not a curated record.